Messenger RNA from Melanotaenia boesemani (Boeseman's rainbowfish), 906 nucleotides. RefSeq names its product G2/M phase-specific E3 ubiquitin-protein ligase-like. The transcript has 5 exons. The record is from RefSeq and is a predicted model, not a curated record. Gene Ontology annotation, cellular component: nucleus. The annotation marks the transcript as partial. Lineage: Eukaryota; Metazoa; Chordata; Actinopteri; Atheriniformes; Melanotaeniidae. Gene Ontology annotation, molecular function: ubiquitin-protein transferase activity.
AGUAACGCUCAAAAUGAUGCAGAGGUGGAACAGCCUUCUGUGUCAGAGGUCAUCGCAAACCUGGCACUCCAGAUCGAUCGCGGCGCUGUCAACAGAUUUAACAUCUGCCAAUCUGACAUCUGGGAUGGAGCUGUGAGAGGGUUCAGAAGAGGAACAUUUGCUGAAACAAACGAUCUCCUUGUGAAGUUCUCUGAUGAUGAAGGCAGAUUUGAGGAAGGUCUCGAUACAGGUGGUCCAAAAAGAGAAUUCCUCUUCCUUUUGAUGAAAAGGCUAAACAAACGACCCAUAUUUGAUGGUCCGGAACAGAGCCGCUACCUUGUCUACAAUUCAACAGCAAUCAGAGAGGAUGAAUACAGUUUGGCAGGGAAGAUGAUUGCCAUGUCUAUUGUACAUGGUGGACCUGGCCCAAAUUUUCUUUCAAAAGAUGUGGUCAGCUACAUCUCAGGGCAGUCCAGUUUCAAUCCAUCUAUAGGCGACAUCACAGAUGAAGAAAUAGGGAAAGUGCUACAACAGAUUGAGGUUGCAUCCACAUUGGAGAGCCUGCGAGACCUGAUAUUCCAGAACAGCACCAUGUUGCAGACUGCAGGGUGUUUUAAACGUGUUGUGUCAGUGGAGGAAAAACACUCAAUUGUUAAGGAGUACCUUAGAUGGUAUAUAAUUGACAGGAACUACACAGCAAUUGACAGGUUCAAAGAUGGACUUGCCAGUCUGAAGUUUCUAACAGCACUGCAGCAGCAUCCUGCUGUCCUAACUCCUGUUCUCUGUCAUUCAAAUCACAAAUUAACUCCGACAGACAUGGAAAACCUAUUCCAACCCCACCUCAGUCCUGUGGGAAGCAACAUGAGGGUCCUGGAGAACAAAGCAAGAAGUUUCUGGGCAGAUUACCUUCUUGACUGCGAAGGUUAG